Molecule: messenger RNA, 761 nt
Organism: Arachis stenosperma
Lineage: Eukaryota; Viridiplantae; Streptophyta; Magnoliopsida; Fabales; Fabaceae
Exons: 2
Coding region: 120-608 (162 amino acids)
Source: RefSeq, a predicted model, not a curated record
AAGACUAGCUUCCCUUCCCCUUGACACCUUGCUUUGCGUAAUUGCGUUGUUCUAUUUAUAAACUCUCCGAUCCAUAAGUGGAACUGGAACUUCCCUAACUCUUAAAACCCACAGAAACCAUGAUCGCCUUUGGUGACACUGACAUCCUUAAGGGAUCUUCAUUCCAAUGUCACCAACAACUUCAGUUGUCUCCCUUUAUCAGAGAUGUCACUUACAGUUGCGGUUCCUGUGGAUAUGAGUUGAACUUGAGCUCCAGCAACCGCAACACAUCCCUCAUUGAUUCUUCCAAGUACGGCAAGUCCAUCAAGAAGGGUGUCAUCUCCUUCUUCUCUGUGGAUGAGAGCAGGUUCACUCAGAUCCACCAACUUCGAUGGUCAUGGAUACCCUUCUUCAAGCCAAGGAGAACCAAGCUACUCUGCCGCCGGUGCCGGAACCAUGUCGGUUUCUCUUACACUUUGCCUUCUCACUCAUGGGAUGGCAUUUCUGACUCUAGAAUCUAUGAUAUCAAACUCAACACUCUACAACCUUCCUUCUCUGCGGAUUCAAGUCUGAUGCCGGGUGAUACGAGUAAGUACGAGAGUGCAUCUUCUUCUUCAUUGGUGUUCUAAUUCUAAUAUGUAGAAUCUGAGGUGUACUUGGUGCUGUACGAAAUUGGAGUUUCUGCUUUUGAUUUUGAGGUUGUAAUCAUUUUGUCUAUCUUGCAUGUAAAUUGAUCAUAUAUGGUGUUCUUGUUGUAAUCUGUUCAGCUGUAAGCAAUUUUG